UAAUUGUUAUUUUUUCAUUCAAAAACUAUGUAUUACUCUUCGAUGUUAAAACUUUCUUGUUUAACUAAGAUCAAGUUUGCAUUCUUUGCCAAAUUUGUAGGAAUGUUGGGGUGACUGCUUGGCUUGGCCAAACGGUUUGAAUUUAAAAUUCAAACUUUCAAAUGGCCCGCUAUGACAUGGCGGUUGACAGUCAAUAGGAGGCCGCCACAUCGGAUGUCAAGACCGCCCCACGCCGGCUUGAAACCCAAGCCCACCCGGGGCGGUGGCUUGGGCGUUUUCCCCCAACCCAAGCCCCAUACCCCAUAGUCUUAGUUAGGGUACCGAAAGGUAUCUAAAACCGACAAGAUAUGUUGGAUAUAGUUUUUUUUUUCGGUUGAGUUUUGGCAUAAAGUCGGCCCAUUAAGAGAGUUACCUUGCUGGACAGAAUUUCAUAAAGAUUUAUAGUGGGCUAGCCCAAUCGGCUUUCUAAGUUAUUGCAGCACAACACAACACAAACAAUAAUAAUCAAUCACGUAUUGUUUGGUGGAUUCUUCAAGACAUGAUUUGGGGGUUGUUUAAUAAUCAGCUUAAUUUGUUGAUAAACUCAGAAUCAUACUGGGAAAUCGGGAAAGAGAUCGAUGUGUUAAUAUUCAGGAUUUCUGAUCUUCCACCAGUGUUUGCAAAUAUGUUGUUCAAUGGGUUUAGUGGAGAUCGUUUGGAGGAGUGUAAUCAAGUUUUCUAUGAGUUCCUGGGAGAGGUUAAAAGAUACCACCUAAUUCCACAAGUAAAUGUUAGCAAUUAUCACUUAGGGUGGGUGGUGGCCAAUUUGGACCGUGAUGCAACAGUCGAUUACCUAGCGGGGGAUAUUCUGAAGAUCCAGAAGAUGUUCAACUUACUACACAAGGAGUAUAUGUCAUUCAUCAAAGGAAAAACAAUGCUAGUUAAAGAACCAACUGAGGAGUUAAUGGAUCUUUGUCGUGAUCAUUUUGAAACUAUACACAACUAUGGCAACAAUAUGAUGAUCCUAACCGAGCAAUGCAUGGCAGCGAGGUCUACUAUGGUAAACCUAGAUUCUCUAAACAACAUGCAAAAUUUUGAGGUGUAUUUUGAUUGUUUGGUGGACGUGCGUAAGGAUCUAACCAGUUUGGCUCAGAUGCAAUCAGAGGUUGAAGAAACAAUUUUGGAGUUCCAUGGCGAGUACGAAAAUGCUAUCUGAGGUUGAAGAAACAAUUUUGGAUUUUCAUGCCAAGUACGAAAAUGCAAUCUGAGGUUGAAGAAACAUAAACAUGAAGAUUGUCGUUUUUCCAAAUGUAAUUGGGUAUACAUAUUUUUGAACACCAAUAUCAAACCCUAGCUUUAUAUACACCGUGUAUACCGGUGUAUAAGUAGUACACAAAAAGAAAGCUUUUAAAACGGAUAUACUAUUCUUUUAAAACAGUAGUACAAAAUGUUUCGUUUUAAAAAGUAUAUGGCGUUGUAUAAGAGCUUGCUUGAUGAACACUUGUAAGGCUGGAGGGUGUGGUUGGAGCCCCUUAGGGGCUUCAUCAGGCCACGUCAACGCCACCUAGGAUCCACCUCAGCGACUGAGCCCCCUUUAAUUUGCAUGGUGUGGAUGGAGCCCCCUAUUAAACAAAAUAUAAAAAAAAGAUUUCAUUGAUUUAAAUCAAGUGGGCCCCUCUCUAGCGCCCCUUCUCAAUC
This is a messenger RNA of Helianthus annuus (common sunflower), 1677 nucleotides long. RefSeq lists its product as uncharacterized. The coding region runs from base 539 to 1195 and encodes 218 amino acids. NCBI's taxonomy places the organism in Eukaryota, Viridiplantae, Streptophyta, Magnoliopsida, Asterales, Asteraceae. The record is from RefSeq and is a predicted model, not a curated record. The transcript has 3 exons.